This is a messenger RNA of Caenorhabditis remanei, 675 nucleotides long. RefSeq lists its product as uncharacterized. The record is from RefSeq and is a predicted model, not a curated record. Gene Ontology annotation, molecular function: GTP cyclohydrolase I activity; zinc ion binding; GTP binding. Gene Ontology annotation, cellular component: cytoplasm. NCBI's taxonomy places the organism in Eukaryota, Metazoa, Nematoda, Chromadorea, Rhabditida, Rhabditidae. Bases 1 to 675 code for a protein of 224 amino acids. The transcript has 3 exons. Gene Ontology annotation, biological process: tetrahydrobiopterin biosynthetic process; tetrahydrofolate biosynthetic process.
AUGUCGCGCAUCGAGAACGAGAGUGGAUUCUUGUCAUCUGACGCCGCGAGCGUUGGCUCCGAAGACGACAUCAAGGUUGAUGCCCAGAAGAGAAACGGUGUCAUUCCAAAAGAGGAUCAUCUGAAAUCCAUGCGCAACGCUUAUGAGAGCAUCAUUCAACACGUUGGCGAAGACAUCAACCGCCAGGGACUUCUCAAGACCCCAGAGCGUGCUGCGAAGGCGAUGAUGGCAUUCACCAAGGGAUACGACGAGCAACUCGAUGAGCUCCUCAACGAGGCCGUUUUCGACGAGGAUCACGAUGAGAUGGUCAUUGUGAAGGAUAUCGAGAUGUUCUCACUUUGUGAGCAUCAUUUGGUUCCAUUCAUGGGAAAGGUCCAUAUCGGAUACAUUCCAAAUAAGAAGGUCUUGGGACUUUCCAAGCUUGCCAGAAUUGUCGAAAUGUUCAGCAGAAGACUUCAAGUCCAAGAACGUCUAACCAAACAAAUUGCCACCGCCAUGGUGCAAGCCGUCCAGCCAUCCGGAGUCGCCGUCGUCAUCGAGGCCAGUCACAUGUGUAUGGUGAUGCGCGGAGUUCAGAAGAUCAACGCAUCCACAACCACUUCAUGCAUGCUCGGCGUCUUCCGUGACGAUCCAAAGACCCGCGAGGAGUUCCUUAACCUCAUCAACAAGCGAUAA